AUGGGGCAAGACUUUGAGACCGGGUUGUGCGAGUGCUUCUCCGACUGCGAGACUUGUUUGUGCGCGUUCUGCCUCCCCUGCGUUCAGUUCGGCCGCAACGCGCACCCGCUGCUGCCCUGCUCCGGCUGCCUCACCUGUGGUAUCUUCUUCUGGCUGUCCGGAGGUUUCACCAACCACUGCAUCCUCCUCCAGAACCGCAUUCUCAUCCGCAACGAAUACGGCUACGACAGGUCCGACGGGUGCGACUGCUUCAAGGUCAUGUUCUGCACGCCGUGCGUUCUCGCCCAGGAGGGCCGCGUGCUCAAGGCCAAGAAGUAG
Acanthamoeba castellanii str. Neff is the source of this 318-nucleotide messenger RNA. RefSeq lists its product as hypothetical. Bases 1 to 318 code for a protein of 105 amino acids. Lineage: Eukaryota; Discosea; Longamoebia; Acanthamoebidae. The transcript is spliced from 3 exons. The record is from RefSeq and is a predicted model, not a curated record.